AUGACGCGUUCAAAUGAAGGCUUGCGGCAUAAUUUACGCCAGCGAUUCAAUCGAGUUCGAGAUAAAUUUCGGAACUUUUUGAAGGACACCAGUACUCACUUACCACCACACGCCCAAGCAGACCGGAGUCUUGCAACCAACCCGGCCCCAGCUUCUCAGCAUGCAACAGCCACUGCCACCUCAUUGCCUCUUAACCAAGCGAGUAAUGCCCCUGGGGAGUUGAGCAACACUGGGAAUGACGAGGCUCAAACCCAGGCCGGCCAGGACACUUUCCAUGGCAACAGUACUGAACAAAACUCAACUACUGAUCAGUUGGCUGUUGGUCAUGACAUUGGCAAUGUUAUUGUUUCUUCAGACCUUUGGAGUGCAGCAUACCGUGAGGCAGUAGAGAAUCUUAGGCAGGAAAUAGACAUUGCAACUCUAGAGGGAAAGAAUGCCGCCCAGCUAUUCAGAGAACUCCAUGAGACCGAACAAGAGGCAACUCGCGAAUCUGCCUUCUCAAGAGGGUUGAGGCAUUUGCGCUUGGUCCAAGUCCCCCUUGAGAGAAUCAAGCUAGCAUUGGAUCUGGCGAGUCCGAUGACAAACCUGGAACCAACUGCAGCAACGGUUUUUGGUGUGCUCAGAAGCGUGACUGCGAUCGCUAUCAGCUUUGCAACUGCUGAUUUAGAUUUCGCGAAACAAAUUGGGGAAAUGCUAGAGCAAAUUCCCUAUAUUGAUGAAUGUGACACGCUCGGCCAGAAAGCGGGUAGGGAAGAUAUCCACAAGGCACUCGUAUUGGUUUACGAAAAGAUCCUAGAGUUCUAUAAAGUCGCACUUGAGAUAUUAAGCAAAAAAGGGGUGAAAUUGAUGAUGAAAAUGGUCUGGGAGACUGACCGCCUCCCAAAUAUCGUCCAAGAUUUCUUGAGAUAUUCCGAUACUCUCCGAAAGCUUAUAGAUAAAGCGACAUUUGAGAUUGUGGAAGACAUCAAAUCCAUGUUAUAUGACCAACAAAUUGCUGGAUGGCUAGGUGAAGACAAGAUCAGUCGCCAGAGUCAAUAUCAUGAGUCUCUGCAGGAUCUUCGAGCUGAUCAGGCUUGCGAAUUCUUACUGAAACAUACCAAUUUCACCAACUGGUAUGAAGGUUCUGAUUCCCAGCAGUUGACGAGCUGA
Messenger RNA from Aspergillus chevalieri, 1149 nucleotides. RefSeq lists its product as uncharacterized. The record is from RefSeq and is a predicted model, not a curated record. NCBI's taxonomy places the organism in Eukaryota, Fungi, Ascomycota, Eurotiomycetes, Eurotiales, Aspergillaceae. The coding region runs from base 1 to 1149 and encodes 382 amino acids. The transcript is spliced from 6 exons.